AUGAAGCCUGAAUUUUUAACAUCAGUUCAAAAUUUUCGUCAAAUGGUUCAAAAGUCUCGAAUUCCUGCCUCAAAGAUAUUAGUUAUGGAUGAAGCUGGUAUCUGGAGUGAUGACAUUUCUCUAUACACAUAUGCUGAAAAAGGAUCAAAAUAUGUUGAUGUUGUUGUACCAGAUAUAAAGAUCAAGCACACAAUUGUAGCAACACUCGGAGGUGAUGGAAGUACUUUACCUGCACUUUGGAUUAAACAUCAAAAUGCCAACAAGGGAAGAAAACAAAAAGCUAUUAGAGGAAUGAAUACUAUAUUAAUGCUGAAAUACAUUGAUGAAGUUUUGGCACCAAAUAUACGUGAUGCAAAACAACUUGAUCCUUUUAAUUUUUAA
Rotaria sp. Silwood1 is the source of this 381-nucleotide messenger RNA. The record is from the annotation of a GenBank genome assembly. NCBI's taxonomy places the organism in Eukaryota, Metazoa, Rotifera, Eurotatoria, Philodinida, Philodinidae.